UUUUUUCUCCUCAUUUUACUACGUCAGAGUGAAAAAACACAACGUUUAAAAUGCUGAAAAAAGUCUCAUUCUUAUUACAACUCGAACUGCGAGUAAGUAUUUGAAAUGUGUAAUCCAGAGUGAAUUUCGAAAACAUCGAAUGUCGUUUUUAAACCAUUUCAAUAUUUUCGAAGAUCUACUUCAUCAUCUUCUUUCGAAAAAUUGGCAUACAGUUUAGCCAGAAAAAAUGGCUAGAAAAGUGCACAAGGUUAUCAGCCUUUUAACCAUCAUCAUCAUCUCAAUAAUACGAUCUCAUCGAGCAGAAACUUGGGAGAAGCCAGGAUGCCAUAAAAUAGGUCAUACGAGAAAAAUCAGCAUUCCAGACUGCGUUGAAUUUCGUAUAACGACAAAUGCUUGCCGAGGAUAUUGCGAAUCUUGGGCGAUCACAUCGACAGACGAAAGCCUGCCUUUCAAUCGCGGUCAAAGUAUCACCAGUAUUGGCCAAUGUUGUAAUAUAAUUGAUACCGAAGACAUAACAGUCCACGUUUUGUGUUUGGACGGUCUUCGGGAGUUGACUUUUAAAUCAGCUAUCAGUUGUUCGUGUCAUCACUGUAAAAAGCAGUAAAUUCAUUAACAUUACGAUGUGUUUAUUUAAGAAAAUAAAAUUUGUGAGAAUAUUAUAAUCGAAAAA
Messenger RNA from Planococcus citri (citrus mealybug), 670 nucleotides. RefSeq names its product Glycoprotein hormone alpha 2 (gene Gpa2). Gene Ontology annotation, biological process: cell surface receptor signaling pathway. The transcript is spliced from 4 exons. The record is from RefSeq and is a predicted model, not a curated record. NCBI's taxonomy places the organism in Eukaryota, Metazoa, Arthropoda, Insecta, Hemiptera, Pseudococcidae. Gene Ontology annotation, molecular function: hormone receptor binding. Bases 227 to 604 code for a protein of 125 amino acids.